This is a messenger RNA of Oryzias latipes (Japanese medaka), 2397 nucleotides long. Lineage: Eukaryota; Metazoa; Chordata; Actinopteri; Beloniformes; Adrianichthyidae. The record is from RefSeq and is a predicted model, not a curated record.
GAACUUCGACAGGUCACGCACGAACACGCAAUAACUCCCAAACGCACACUCACAUGGAGGCACGGAUCCACUACUGAAAGUCGAAGCGCGUGACCAGGCGCGUCAUCGGUCGGGCUGUCAUGGCGGCGGACGGUUGGAGCUGGUUUCCAGUCUUAGCGGCGGGAGUUUCUCUCUUCAAGUGCCUCUUCAUCAGCUCAUAUCGGUCCACAGACUUCGAGGUCCACAGGAACUGGCUGGCCAUCACACACAAUCUGCCCGUGUCCCGGUGGUACCAUGAGAAUUCCUCGGAGUGGACUCUGGAUUACCCGCCGCUCUUCGCCUGGUUCGAGUUCGGACUCUCCCACGUGGCGCGGCACUUUGACGGAGACAUGCUGCUGCUGCACAAGCAGAACUACGCCAGCCCGCCCACCGUGCUCUUCCAGAGGCUGUCGGUCAUCGUCACCGACGGGGUCUUUAUCCUCGCCGCCAGAGAGUGCUGCAGGUGUGUUCAGACACAGAGAGCCUCUCAGAAGGCUGUCCUGAGCCGGCCGUCCUUCAUCCUGGCUGUGCUGCUGCUGUGGAACUUUGGCCUCUUCAUCGUGGACCACAUCCAUUUCCAGUACAACGGCUUUCUGUUUGGUUUCCUGCUCCUGUCUGUGGCCAAGCAUCUGCAGGCGCAGCACCUGCAGGGGGCGCUGCUGUUCGCCAUCCUUCUGAACCUGAAACACAUCUACCUGUAUGUUGCUCCGGCGUACGGCGUCUACCUGCUGAGGAGCUACUGCUUCACGGAGAGCAGCACAGACGGCGGCAUUCGGUGGCGGAGCUUCAGCCUGCUGCGUCUGCUGGCUUUGGGCAGUGUGGUGAUGGCGGUUUGCGGUCUGUCCUUCGGUCCGUUCAUUGUCAUGGGCCAGCUUCCUCAGGUCCUCUCUCGGCUCUUUCCCUUCAAACGGGGUCUCUGUCACGCAUACUGGGCCCCAAACGCGUGGGCGCUCUACAACGCUCUGGACAAAGUCCUGGCGACACUCGGCGUUCGUCUGAAGCUGCUGAAGGAGGCGGAGCUUCCUCAGGCUUCCAUGACGGGUGGACUGGUCCAGGAAUUCCAGCACUCUGUGCUUCCCUCUGUCUCUCCCUCUGUCACACUAGUCUGCACUCUUCUGUCCAUCCUGGUUGAGACAGUUCACUCGUGUGUGUUCCCUCGCCUGAAGCCGGCGCUGGCAUCUAUAUGGAGGCGUCCCCGCGGCGCCCGUGGCUUCCUGCGCUGCCUGCUGCUCUGCGCUCUGGGCUCCUAUAUGUUCGGCUGGCACGUGCACGAGAAGGCCAUCCUCAUCGCCAUCCUGCCGCUUAGCAUCCUGGCUGUGGAAAGCAGAGAGGAUGCUGGGAUUUUCCUGCUCCUGAGUACUACAGGACAUUACUCGCUGUUCCCGCUGCUCUUCACCCCCACAGAGCUGCCAAUCAAAGUGUGUCUGAUGCUGAUGUUCUCCCUGUUCUCCUUCUCCGCUCUCAGGAAGCUGCACAGUGCUGAUGGAUCCCUGCUGCACCCCUUGGAGGUCGUGUAUCUGCUGGGCUUGGGAAUGGUGGCACUGUUCUCCGAGGUGCUAUUCCCUCUGUCACCAUGGAAACAGAGACUGCCCUUCUUGCCCCUGCUGGCCACUUCGGUGUACUGCUCAGUAGGCGUGUCCUACUCCUUCCUGCGGCUGUAUGCCACUUUGCUGCGCUCGGACAGCAAACCCAAACAGCAUUAAGGCAGCACGCGGUGUCCUGCACACUCGCAUCAUCGCGCCGCUCUACCUGCUACCGAUGCACGAGGAAAAACGCCAAAGAGGGUCGGUGACGGAGGAGGACGUCCAUCUGGCACUUUCUUGUUUUGCUUAAAAGAUUCGGUUUCUCAAACCUGCUGAAGCCCGAUUAUUUUCUGGAGAAAUGGAUGAAAGACUGUUUUGGAAAUUAGGAUCUAAGCAAACUAGAGGAAGAAAGGACUUGUCUCUAGAGAAUACACAGACCAAAGCACAACACAAUAAGUCUACACUAUAAGUCCUUUUUUCAACAUGGAGGCAUAAAUGGACGUUGUUACUAAAUUAAAUAAUGCAGAAGUCUUGAACCUGAGCCUUGGGGUACACACCUAUGCUUAAGUGAAACCAUCUGAAGAAAACCUAAAAGAGUUCAAAUGAUCCAAAUGAUUUCCGACGGGAACUUUGUUUAAAAACUUUAUUGGUAAGGCAACACAGAACAUGGUUGGUUCAAAAGAUCAAACGGGAACUCUAAGCUGAUGACACGGGUGCUAACCGGCAGCUCAGAGCUUUCUGUAGAAGUUCAGCUGGAACUGAAAGAAGGGAGAUCUGAUCUCUGAGAUGAUCCUCAGUCUUCACUGGAUCACCAUCCUCCUCCUGUUAGGCUCUUUGUUUGAUUAAAAAAAAAAAA